UUUCCGAGCUGAGAUCUCUGGCCUGUCAGUACUUCUUGGACAUGAGGGUGUUUUCUCUCGUGCCUAAUUACGCAGGUUGGGAAUCUGAGAUACAGGGAAGGGCAGCGGCUGGCCCUGGGUCGGUCAGAUAAAUUAGGACAGAAGCAGGACCAGCAUCAAUUCUUUUCUCCUGCUCAUCCCUUUCACGGAGGAGUUCUAAGCCCCGACUCACUGUAUGACCUAAAGCCAGUCUCUGCCUGUCGCUGGGCCUCAGUUUGCCUGUCCUCAGUUUAAUAAAGAUUAUCUAGCACUCCUGGUCGGCUCCCUCAACCGCUCAAAGCUGAUUGUACCCUUAUAAUAUGAAGACAUUGAGGCCCAGAGAGGUUAAGUGACUCAGCCAAGGUCAAACAGCUAGUAAGUGUUGGAGCCAGGACUCAAAGCCAGGAGCCAUGUCCACUUUGUUCCCCUCACUCUUCCCUCGUGUGACUGAGACACUGUGGUUUAAUCUGGAUCGACCCUGUGUGGAAGAGACAGAGCUGCAGCAGCAGGAACAGCAGCAUCAGGCCUGGCUCCAAAGCAUCGCAGAGAAAGACAACAACCUGGUUCCUAUUGGCAAGCCAGCCUCAGAGGCCUGUAGGGCUUACAGGCUCUGUCCUGCCCACCAGCACUAUGAUGACGAGGAAGAAGAGGAUGAUGAAGACGAUGAGGAUAGUGAAGAGGACUCAGAGGAUGAUGAGGACAUGCAGGACAUGGACGAGAUGAAUGACUACAAUGAGUCGCCUGAUGACGGAGAGGUCAAUGAGGUGGACAUGGAAGGCAACGAACAGGAUCAGGACCAGUGGAUGAUCUAGGUAGACAAGGCAGGGUGGCCUCAGAGAGAUUCCAGGCCAGCCCAAACUACCCUGCAUCCCAACCCCCAACCCCUGCCCACAGAACCAGCUGAUGGCCCCAGUGCCUGAAAGUGCCCUUGGGCACCUCCUCAGCUGCUGCCAGGAUCUGGUCUCCUUGGCCCCUCCUAGGCCAUCGAUCUGCACUUGAAAUCCCCAGGGCCUGAGCCCCACUCCACCUUCCUGGCCAGUACCUCACCCCUUGAUUGGCAGGUCUGGUCUCUUUCUAAGUUUCUUUAAUAAAGACAAAGGAGUGAUUUUUCCCCCA
Molecule: messenger RNA, 1134 nt
Organism: Mandrillus leucophaeus (drill)
Lineage: Eukaryota; Metazoa; Chordata; Mammalia; Primates; Cercopithecidae
Gene: ANAPC15
Product: anaphase promoting complex subunit 15
Exons: 6
Coding region: 429-830 (133 amino acids)
Biological process (GO): regulation of mitotic cell cycle spindle assembly checkpoint
Cellular component (GO): anaphase-promoting complex
Source: RefSeq, a predicted model, not a curated record